Messenger RNA from Drosophila willistoni, 1517 nucleotides. RefSeq lists its product as uncharacterized. NCBI's taxonomy places the organism in Eukaryota, Metazoa, Arthropoda, Insecta, Diptera, Drosophilidae. The transcript has a single exon. The record is from RefSeq and is a predicted model, not a curated record. Bases 1 to 1473 code for a protein of 490 amino acids.
AUGCUUCCAAACUGCCCUCCAAAGACCCUUUGUGGCUCCUCAUUAAUGGCAUUAGCGCAAUCGCUUGACCUGGCAACGCCGUGUAAUCCCCCCUGUCGCUGCUGGCAACAAGGACUAAGACGUUGGUGCCUACAAAAUUGCAGAACUGUACGUAAAUUGUCCAAUAUAUUAGCCGAGUCGGUGGAGAAGAUCUGUCAGUUUCUUUACGAUCUCACCCUACAAAAGUUCAGUCGCAUAAUGAAUCCCAAAAUGUCCGGUUGGAAUAUAUAUCGUGUGCCUCUGGUGCAAUCAUACACCUGUGAUCUAUACGAUGGCAUUUUUGAUCGGAGUGGCAAUCUUCGUAGACCAAUGCAUCCGAAAAUACUUGACCUAUUGCUAGAAAUUUUGCAAAAAUUUCUGAAUAUGCCAAGUGAAGAAGAUGCAAACAGAGCAAAAAUGCAAAGUAGAGCCAGAGACAGAUCUCCAUCAAUGAUAAGGCUAGGUGAAGCAGUUCCUGAUGGAAUAUUUGGAAACUAUAAUGGGCUCGGUAGGACAUCAAAAUUUGAUCCUUUGAAAAGUUUAAGCGGCAAGAAUACAGGGUAUUUUAGCGAUUUUGGUGAUUCUAGACAAUCGGAUGAUACAUUUUAUAAUGGAUCGCAUCGUAAUGGCUCGAUGGAAGAUAAAUUAAAAUUUGGAUCGUAUCGGUUUAAUCCUUUUGAAUCGUUAGGCAAAGAUAGAUUGAGUUAUCAAUCGAAUCGUGUUGUCCCAUGGGACGCCAAGGAACUUGACAUCACAAAAUGGUUAGAUCCUUUUGAAACAUUGGACAAAGACAAAUUAAAUGAUGGGUCAAAUCGUGCUGCUCGGCGGUGGGUUUCAAAGGAUCCUUUUUCUAUAUUAGGCAAAGAUAAUACUUUCAUGAAAAAAGUGUCUGGUCAGUCAAAAAGGGGGAGCAGAGAACAAAAUUCCACAUUUCUAUAUCAACAUCGAAAUUCGAUUUCCUCUAGUAGAGGAACAAAUAAUGACAGCUAUGAUGUGAAAUAUAUUUCGAAUCUAUAUGGUGCUGUUGUAAAGAAUCCAGGAACCGCAGGUCGCCUCCUAUCGCACUCUUCACGUUUGGGAAGUCGUUCCCCAUCCAUUGGCAAGUCUGAAAGACGCUAUUAUGGCGCCCAAGUUCCAGUGCUCAUGCAUGAACCCUUCGAUAGUCAAAAACCAUGGACCUGGCAACGACGACAUCCCCAGCAGGCGAGAGUGCUUCAAGAUGGCCGCAUGGGUAAUACCAAAAUUCAUCGCUAUAAACGCAAGUCAAUACAGCAGGAAUACGAUAAUCUCAAACAGAGAUAUUCCCUGCAUAGCACAUUCACAAAUGGCAGUGGCUCGAUAGGAACCGCUCCAAUGUUUGGUACUCCUCAAUCCAUGGGAUUUGUAAUGCUCAAGCCCAACUAUAAUAGAAAUUCUGAUCCAAUUAAAUUACAGAAGCGUAAAAUACGCAGAUGAAACUUCAAAUUCAUUUUUCAAAAUAGAUUUUUUCUCUUUUUUAA